Molecule: messenger RNA, 1479 nt
Organism: Teleopsis dalmanni
Lineage: Eukaryota; Metazoa; Arthropoda; Insecta; Diptera; Diopsidae
Gene: ppk12
Product: pickpocket protein 28
Exons: 8
Biological process (GO): sodium ion transmembrane transport
Cellular component (GO): membrane
Molecular function (GO): ligand-gated sodium channel activity
Source: RefSeq, a predicted model, not a curated record
AUGAAUAAAAAACAACAAAUUUUUCGAAAUUAUUGCAUGAGUAACGUACGAAAGUUUAUGUCCGAAACAAGUUUACAUGGAUUAAAAUUUGUGGCUGAUACAACGAUUACUAUUUGGGAGAGAUUGUUUUUCUUAAUUUCUUUUGUGACAGCAUUUGUAAUUGCUAUAAAUUUAAUAUCGAAUAUUUAUGCAAAAUGGGUCAAUACUCCAGUUAUUAUAGGUGUAAGUCCAGAACCAACAUCAAUAUUGCAAGUACCUUUUCCAGCUAUUACAAUUUGUAAUAUGAACCAAGUACUGCUGAGUAAAGUUUCAAAUUACAGCGACGAUUCAGUUGAAGGUGCUGUAAUGAAAUUACUUUGCUAUUCUGAAGUUGAAUUGGAGGGAGCAUUGUACGAAUCACCAAGUUUUAAAAAUAAUAAUUUGAGUUUAACAGAAUUUUUAGUACAGCACGCUCAACCAUGUUCAAGAAUGCUUAUAGCAUGUAAAAUGAAUGCCUUUCUUUUCAACUGUAGUGAUUUGUUUCAGGAAGUAGUAACUGAUGAAGGAUUAUGUUGCGUAUUUAAUGUAUUACAUCCUGAUUUUCUAUACAAAGGAAGCUUUCAAGUAAUCAAAAAUUUGACAAACAAUGAUAAAACACAACCUGUGGACUGGGAUCCUGAAACUGGUUAUAACACAAAUUUAUCAAAAAGUUAUUAUCCGAGACCAGCCAAAGGUACCGGGGUAAGCAUGGGUAUGUCUCUAAUGUUAAAUGCUGAAAUAGACGAAUAUACAUGUUCAUCAACAAAUGGAGCUGGGUUUAAGGUUUCUCUCCACAAUCCAAUUGAAACUCCACAUAUUAAGGAAACAGGUUUGACAAUUCCCAUAGGUUAUGAGACAAGAGUUCGUAUAGAUGCAGUACGUACAGAGGCAGUAGAAAGUAUAAGAUCAAUAGCAAUUGAUUCACGUCAAUGUCUAUUUAAAAAUGAAGUAGAACUACUUUAUUAUAAAUAUUAUACACGACGCCAUUGUGAGAGCGAGUGUCAAUCUCAGUAUGUAUACGAAAACUGUAACUGUAUUCCAUAUAAUUUACCAUUGGUGUACUCAAAUUCGACCAUAUGCACUGCUAAAGAGAGUUUUUGUGUAAAGGAUGCAGAGUUGGUCUGGAUGGUUCAAACAAAUAUUACUUGCCGCAGCAAAUGUUUACCAAGUUGUUUCGAUCUUAGUUUUAUAGCAGAUACAUUUUCAUCACCUUUAGCCAAACGAAAUUACUUAAUACCUAGUGUUAUUUUACGUAAUAUGAAUAAAACUAACGUCACCGAAAAUAUAGCCAUCUUACAUUUUUAUUAUCGCGAAUCUGUUUUUUAUGGUGAACUUCGAAAUAUAUAUAUCGGAUUAACUGAAUUUUUAUCUAAUACUGGUGGUAUAAUGGGCCUAUUUAUGGGAUUCGGCUUUAUUUCAAUAGCGGAAAUUGUCUAUUUUACAUUUUUAAGACCAAUUUUU